GAACGGACUCCGUUGCUCCCAUGAAGAGACGUCUCCUAGUUGAUAUAGGGCCCCCGACAUUCGCCAUUAGCCGACUCAAGGCCGCGACUUCAGCUGCAAUUGAGAGGAUGGCCCCCUUCUGAUUUAACCAUCGCACUGUCUUACCUUGUAAGAUCAAAAUAUUAAUUCAGUUUUUAGCUAAAGAAAUCCUAUCUAUCAGACUGAGAAUUUAGUUCAACUGCUAAGGCCCCAUGAUCGGUGUAAGAGCAAAUUUCAUCAUUGUAAAGACGGUGUAAGGGAUAAUGUCAUGAUAUAUCGAAGCCCUUCAAUCAGCAUAACAUAUCACAGAGAAUUUUGCCGACAACGAGGUGGAAUAGUAGACAGAAUGUAGCCCUGGCGGUCUCCGCUUUGCAAUUUAAUUUUCUUCUCAAUAGGAUUUCAUUGAUAAUAAAUUACUAGUUUCUCCGCAUCUCUUGCACACGCUCCCUGCUCUAGAACAAAAUCCCACCUGUUCUCUGUCGAUCAAGUUUUCGAGGUCUUUCUUGAUUUGUUUCAGGAUUAUCUUAGCUACAAUAUUGCUAAUAGCUGGGAACAUACAAAGAACCCUUCAUGCCCAAGACGGGCGCCUUUCCUGCCAACGAUGCCCCCAAAAACCUCAUUGUAUGAGAGGCCACAUUGCCAAAGGAAAACGACAACAUGUCGUCGAUGGGCAUGUGUGGUUGACGGGGGUUAUAUACGGCAACGUAAUCAUUGUUAUUUGUAGCAGCUUUUGCUUCUCUGGUCAACACAAUGGUGGACUUCAUUUUGUCAACGCGCACAGUACAUUAGCUGCGUUCGGGCACUCACGGUGUGCACGGGCGCCGAGGGCGAUCAAAGUCGUUUCAUUUGGUAGCGAGCGAAACGGGCUUGAGGGCUUUGCGAGCGUUGAACUGUCAAAACGGAAUUUUGAGGAGCAAUCUCCACCUUUGGGUAUCGAAAAGAAUUAACUCCGGUUUGAUAUUUCGUCUCAAUGUUUUUGAACUAACGGCAAACCAGCUUCUUAUGUUCAUCAUUCUGUUUUCACAUUGUCGUGGUGGACCAAGUUUGGUAAUAUCCUUUUGCGUACAACUGAGGACGAGUUGAGCAGAACAUUACUUUUUUGGUGUCCAAGCUUUUUACAAGCAACAUGUGGAGCCAUUGCGUGCGUUUUUCUCCUACCUUUACCGAAGGGGGGCCAAAUAUUAAUGGAAGGAAAAGUGGCAGCUGUUGUGCACUUUCUUGGUAUGCAAGAAAUGAUGGAGUGUAUCACUGAGUGUAAUAACCACUCCAUAAAUGCAGGGUUUUCAAUAUUAAAUUUUGAGUUCUAACUGCUUGAGAAUGAGAAACACCCUCGAAUUACGAAUCAGAAUUAAUUAAUGAUCGA
Messenger RNA from Hermetia illucens (black soldier fly), 1381 nucleotides. RefSeq lists its product as uncharacterized. The record is from RefSeq and is a predicted model, not a curated record. The transcript has 2 exons. The coding region runs from base 642 to 965 and encodes 107 amino acids. NCBI's taxonomy places the organism in Eukaryota, Metazoa, Arthropoda, Insecta, Diptera, Stratiomyidae.